Molecule: messenger RNA, 1935 nt
Organism: Rhinichthys klamathensis goyatoka
Lineage: Eukaryota; Metazoa; Chordata; Actinopteri; Cypriniformes; Leuciscidae
Product: protein downstream neighbor of son homolog
Exons: 11
Coding region: 37-1809 (590 amino acids)
Biological process (GO): nuclear DNA replication
Cellular component (GO): nucleus
Source: RefSeq, a predicted model, not a curated record
CGCUUCACACGUCAAUACUCGACCGAAACGAUCACGAUGGCGGAGUUGGGCUGCUACUCUCCCAGCUUUAAAAAACCGUGUGAUGUUCUUCGGAUGAGACGGAACCGGGCGCGGAGCGAAGGGCCUGAACGGAGGACCUCGAGUCCGGUCGCCUCGGUGCCCGGAGUCCGCCCGUUCUCACCGGGGCCGCUGUUAAACGCUCCGGGCCGGUCGCAAGGCGGCGUGAAGCGCAGGAAUCCGUUCGCGAACAUUGAGAACACGUACAACAGUCCUAAGAAACGGGCUUUAUCGCAGACCGACGGCGAAAAGGCGGCAGUUGUUCCGGUUCUGGACGGGAAACUCAAAGAGCGUCCAAACGCGGGAGCUUCACGUAGAGAAGAACUGCUCAAUACAGACCGACGGAAACAACACGAGAUAACGAUCAUUCCCCUCUCUGAAGAUGACUGUGUGUUCGAGGAGGAGAGAUCCACUCCAGUGUUGAAGAGUCCAGAGUCGGUCUGCCCCGCGGCUCCAGCUGAAGUGUGUGUGGAGUUCCCGGCCGACUGGUCCCUGAAGACCCGCGUGUUGUUCACGUCUCCUCAGUCGUUCUCCUGGGCUGAGCAUGUGAAGGCGCAGGAGGAGGCGCAGGGCUUGAGCGCGCACUGCAGGGCCCAGUUCACCAGCGCUCCGGCUCACAUACCAGACCCCCGGGGGUGUGUGGAGCUGCGCUGUGGUUUCCAGCAGUGUCUUCAGUUCUGGCAGCACCCGUCGAUGCCCUGGCUCUCUCUCUUCCCACGGAUUGGUGCAGAGCGCAAGUUCUCUGGCAAGUGUGUGCCGUGGGCGCAGGACUCAGCGCUGCAGCAGAGCCUGAUGAGCGACUGGUCUGUGAGUCUGACGUCUCUCUACAGUCUCCUGAAGGCCCGACUGUGUCCGUAUUUCUACCUGUGCUCGUAUCAGUUCACGGUGUUGUUCCGAGCGGCGGGUCUGAGCGGCUCUAAAGGCAUCACUGCACUACUGUCCCCCACCACUAGAGGCCUGAGAGAGGCCAUGAGGGCUGACGGGAUAGAGUUCUCCCUCCCUCUGCUGGAGGAGCGGAGGAAAAGCAAAGAUCUCGGCGAGAGCGCUCAUCAGACGGACAGCGCUGUAUUGAGUGAGCACAGUGAAAACGAGGAGGAUGAUGAUGAUGAUGACGAUGAUGAUGGGGGAUUUUCUUGGCUAAAGGAGAUGGGCGUCCAAGACAAGAUCAAGAAACCAGAUUCCAUUUCUAUCAAACUUCGUAAGGAGCACCGAGAGGUGUGUUUGGACCACAGACCAGAGUCCGUGGUGUUGGUGGAGGGUUCGAACACCUUCACGCUGAUCAACUUCCUCAUUAACUGUAAGAGUUUGGUGGCAGGAGCCAGUUCUCAGGCGGGUCUUCCUCCAACACUCCUGGCCCCGACAGCCUUCAGAGGGGCCACACUGCACACACUCAAGGCGCGCGCUGUGAAUGUGAAGACUCUGGUGAGGACGGGCUAUCAGGACGUGUGCAGUCUGGAGGUGACGGGUCCCAUCAUGCCUCACACACUCCACGCGCUGACGCAGCUCCUGAGACCGGCUCAGAGAGGAGAGUUUUCUGUGGGUCUCUACACACACGAACCCACGGCCGUCCUCAACGUUCCCAUCAGCCAGAGCUCGGAGCCGGAGACACAACCGGAGUGUGUUGUACAGGAUCUGGGCGUGUGUGGGCUCCAGCAGAGCUCAGUUCAGCAGCUGGCAGCGCCGAGCAUUCUGGGAAAGUGUGCGCUCAGACAGUUGCACAUGAGAGACUACUCGUACAGCUGGAAGACCUGAGCGUGAGUCUCCACUGACAGGCCUAUUAAUAUCUCUCGCCAUCUCAGGCGUCAUGUGACUCCACUCACUCCAUCAGAGACAUGUGCUUCUAUAUAGUGGCGCUUUUAGUGUGCCAUGCAUGUAAAC